Molecule: messenger RNA, 2670 nt
Organism: Aplosporella prunicola CBS 121167
Lineage: Eukaryota; Fungi; Ascomycota; Dothideomycetes; Botryosphaeriales; Aplosporellaceae
Exons: 3
Coding region: 1-2547 (848 amino acids)
Biological process (GO): lagging strand elongation; double-strand break repair via alternative nonhomologous end joining; DNA biosynthetic process
Cellular component (GO): DNA ligase III-XRCC1 complex
Molecular function (GO): DNA ligase (ATP) activity; ATP binding; DNA binding
Source: RefSeq, a predicted model, not a curated record
AUGGUCAGUCCCGCGAAGCGACGCAAAAAGAACGACUUCAAGGGCUCCGACCGCCCCGUCCGGAGCUUGGACUACUUCUUUGCCAAACAGAAGGACGCCUCCAAGAAUGCAACUCCACCCGAGCAAAAUAAAGAUUCUACGAAUGUCACCUCGAGUACCCUAGCGGACAGUCAACUGACUGACGAGGAGCUCGCACGAAAGCUCCAAGAAGAGUGGAACAACGAGGUGAACGUCGCAGGUACAACAGCGCAGAGCGAGCGACCUAGCGAAUCGCAGAUUGACCAAGAGAACAAUGGUCCGGAUCAAGUUCCAACCGAUCUCAGUCCUCCAAAGCCCAUACCAGAGGAAAAAUCUGUGCCCAAAAAUCCGUUCGCGACAUUGACGUUGCAGUCGACUGCCACCGCCGAGGAUACUAUCACCACCAAUAUACCGUUCGAUGAGAAUCCGUUGACUUUCGAUCCUUCAAAAUAUAUUUCCAAAUUGCAAGGGCACUGGGCAGCAGAUGGUGGACGCGCGACGUACGCGCUGCUGACUCGGUGUUUCAUUCUGGUUAACAGCACGACAAGUCGCAUUAAGAUCGUGGAUACAUUGGUCAAUUUGCUGCGAACAAUAAUAGAAGGAGACCCUCAAAGUUUGCUUCCAGCCGUAUGGCUAGCUACGAACUCCAUUUCCCCUCCUUAUAUCGACCUCGAGCUCGGCCUGGGUGGUUCUGCUAUUUCAAAGGCCCUCAAGAAGGUGUGCGGUCUUGACAAUGCUUCACUCAAGACGCUAUAUAACAAAUACGGCGAUGCGGGAGACGUAGCUUUCGAGGCCAAAAAGCGUCAGAGCUUUACACUGAGAAAGCCGAAGCCAUUGACCAUCGCCUUCGUAUUUGACUCGUUGGUUAAAAUUGCAAGAAGCAAAGGGACUGGCAGUGUGGAAGCCAAGCAGCGCCUAGUAGAGCGCCUCUUGCAAGACUCUCGAGGUGCUGAAGAGUCGAGGUAUAUUGUGCGGACACUGGUGCAACAUCUACGCAUCGGUGCCGUCAAGACUACCAUGCUCAUAGCUCUUUCGCGCGCAUUCCUUAUGUCGCGGCCAAUGGGUGCGGAGUUUCCCAUACACUCGCUAUCUUCUUUAGCUAAGCUGAAGAAAGAAGAAUUAACUGAGAUCUACUCCCGGAACGAGGAGACAGUAAAGGCAUGCUUCGCUCGUCGACCAAACUACAAUGACCUUGUACCCGCACUUCUGGAGAUUGGCGGACGGGAUUUCUCGUGCGAGUACAAAUACGAUGGACAACGCGCCCAAGUGCAUUGCGAUGAGAAGGGCAAAGUUACUAUAUUCUCGCGACAUCUGGAAGUAAUGACAGAUAAGUACCCAGACCUUGUUGCGUUGGUACCGCAGAUGCGCGGUGACGGCGUUAGCAGCUUCAUCAUGGAGGGCGAGGUCGUGGCCAUUGAUCGCGAGACUGGCGAGCUGAAAACAUUUCAGACGCUUGCCAAUCGAGCAAGAAAAGACGUGGUCAUCGGUAGCGUCAAGAUUGAUGUAUGUCUCUUUGCAUUCGACUUGAUGUAUUUGAACGGUGAAGAACUGCUAGGCAGGACGUUCAGAGAGCGCAGAGAACUUCUAAGAAGCCUCUUUACAGAAAUACCCCAUCAUUUUACAUGGGUAAAAAGUCUAGAUGCGACUUCUGCGGACCAGGAAACUGUGAGCGAGUUUUUCAAGGGCGCCACGGCAAACAAAUGCGAGGGGAUUAUGGUAAAGGUGCUGGACAACCUGCCAAAUCCAGAUUUACUGGACGAAACCGUGGACGAGAAGCCGCCGUCGUUACCCCCCACCCCCAAGAAAAAGAAAGGAAAAGGGACUAAGAACAAAUCAAAUGCCGAGUCCAAUGGUAACGAGGGAGAGAAGGAUAAAAGGACCAGCGGUCGCCGCAAAGCACUGCUAUCUACCUAUGAGCCUGACAAACGCGUCGAUAGCUGGCUUAAGGUGAAGAAAGACUACAACACUUCGGCCGAUACAAUCGAUCUGAUCCCAGUAGGAGGCUGGCACGGUCAAGGACGCAAAAACAAGUGGUGGUCGCCGAUUCUGCUCGCAGUGCGCAAUCCUGAAACCGGGAUGCUCGAAGCCGUCACGAAAUGCAUGUCUGGAUUCACGGACAAAUUUUACGCAGCCAACCGUGCCAAGUACGACCCGGACGCCGAGGUCGGAGACGAUAAUGAAGAUGAUGACAAUGACGCCGGGGUGGGUAACACACGCACGACCAAGCCCGCGUUUGUCGAAUACGCGGGUACUCCCGCCGUAUGGUUUGAACCGCAGGAGGUGUGGGAAUGCGCCUUCGCAGACAUCACACUCAGUCCCACGUACACGGCGGCCAUCGGGUUGGUGAGUGAGGAUCGCGGCCUGAGUCUGCGGUUCCCCAGGUUUUUGAGGGUCAGAGAGGACAAGGGGCUGGAAGAGGCAAGCACAAGCGAUUUUCUGGCCGAUCUGUGGAGGAAGCAGGAAGCUAGGGCGCCAGCGAGGGAGAAGGAGGCAACAGAGGCGGACGAGGUAGACAAGGACGCGGAAUGAUAGGAGGUAGAUGGUUGUUUGGUGGCUGGUUUCUCAGGGAUUGGUUCUCCACAUGCUCUUCCGGAGUGACAGGAGCAGCGUCGCGUCCUUUUGUACUCGCGAUGCGGAGCGGUUGCAGACGAG